UCAGCAGUGGACUGCUAGCUGGGGCUCUGCCGCAGGGUCUCAGCCGAACCCUGGAGCAGCAUGGCUAACGCCAGGAUCCCGUUCCUCACGCAGCGGGUCCUGGCUCUGGGGCGGCGUUCCUGCUAGAGGACAGGGAGUCCCAAAUGACGUGGCUUCUCUCAGGGCCCAAAUGCUCAAACAUGUGAAUCAGUUCUGUGAUUUGCUGGAAAAGAAACCAGAAGAAACACAGGUGGAGGAAGCCCAAGGAGAGAUGGAGGAGGCACUCAGCGAGGACAUCGUGGAAUACCUGGAAGAUCACAUUCAAGAGAACCUUCCAGACUUCGAAGAUCCCAUCGAUAUCCUGCAAGGCAGAAUGCACCAACUUGUUGACAACUUCUGUGAAACCCUUGUAUGGAAAUCUAAAGAUGAGGUCUGCUCGGAUCUUACUGAAUUGGAGAGCACAUGCAGCGCAGAUGUGGCUGACGCUGUGGAUGCUCAAGUUAAAAACAACUCCGGAGUCCCAUGCAACCUGGAUUCUCUCAGGGCCCAAAUUCACCGCCGUGUGGAUUAUUUCUGUGAUAUGAUGGGAAAUCAACCAGAAAAAGCACAGAUGGAGGCAGCCCUAGCCGAGAUGGAGGAGGCACUCAUGAGGGACAUCCUUGAAUUCGUUGAAGAUCACAUUCAAGAGAAGCUUCCAGAAUCCAGUCCCUUGCUUUGUGAAACACAGCAAGAGGUUCGUCGCAGAGUCUGUGAGCCCUCCGGCUCCUACAGUCCCCCAGGCCCGAACCAGCCCUUUGACUCCUCCACUUCAAGGAGUUGGUACGCCUGGAUACUUGAACGAUUUUAUUAUUUUAAUUUUUUUUAGUUCUACUAGUUUAUUGCUGCCAACCCCUCUCCCUCCACCCUCGUGCACACACGCUCAGUCAUGUAACCCCAUGGACUGCAGCCCGCCAGGCUCCUCUGUCCAUGGACAUUUCCAGGCAAGAGUACUGGAGUGGGCUGCCAUUUCCUUCUCCAAGUGGGUUGCCAUUUUCUUCUCCAUACUUGAGCGAUUUAAAGAGCUCCUGCAGUGACUGCAGCAGACGUUUCGGAAAGCCCUGAACUGGAUUAAGCGGAUAGCAGCUGCCUGCCUACCAGGCUUGCACAAAGCGGCUGAGGCCAUCUGGAGAGUGUUAAAGGGUUUUUGUUCCUCUCUGGAGCAGUUCUUCAAGAGCCUCAUCCAGGUCUAGAAGCCCCAAGGGGUCCCCAGGGAGCUUGGCCUCUCAUCUAGAAGCCUCGAUUUUCCCUUCUCACAGGGCAUCUUCUGAUGCACCCUUUACCCUCCUGCUCACCCUUGACCCAUCCUCACAGGCUGCCUCAC
Molecule: messenger RNA, 1339 nt
Organism: Cervus elaphus (red deer)
Lineage: Eukaryota; Metazoa; Chordata; Mammalia; Artiodactyla; Cervidae
Exons: 16
Coding region: 170-844 (224 amino acids)
Source: RefSeq, a predicted model, not a curated record